CCCGUCACAAGCAUUCAAAAAGUUCCAGUUUUCGAAGCAUAGCGUUCGGUUAUAUAUCGGAGACUCUUAAUAUCCGAUGAUGGCUCGGGGACGUCACGGAGAAGAAGCUCAUCACAAUUUCUUACAUUUCUGAAAGUCUGCGACAUCAUCUCCUGACCUCAUCUCUCCAUUGCUUGCCAUUUCCCUUUCCUCGAUGGCAUUCUUUUUACAGUACAGAGCUAUACAGCGACAUGUGAAGGAAGAGCUACAACGUGUAACUGAAGUUCCAGAUCCAUUGUCAGCACGCUUUUCCGACGGAGCACACGAAUUGGGAGAUUUGGAGUCACCUGGUAAGCUGAACAAAGGUGAACCGUACACACGGAUCCCAGGUAUCACGUUGAGGGAAGAUGGUAACAGCCAGCUCUAUUACCAGGUUGACUGGAGCGGACCCGAUGACCCAUUCAACCCCAAGCACUUCUCGACCCUACACCGUAUCUUUGCGACACUACUCGUAUGUCUCGUCGCUUUCGUUGCAACCCUUGCAUCUUCUAUCGACUCUGCUGUGCUCACUAGAGCGACUGCCGACUUUGGAGUGUCAGAAGUAGCGGAAUCAUUGGCCACUGCGCUUUUCUUGGUAGGGUUUGGCUUUGGUGCCUUGCUCCUAUCUCCCCUCUCUGAGCUUCUCGGAAGAUAUCCUGUCUAUCUUGGCUCCCUUUUCGUUUUUGCCUGCUGGACGCUUGGGUCUGCGCUAGCACCGAACUUUGGCGCUCAGAUUGUCUUUCGGUUCCUAGCUGGGUUCUCAGCGAGCACUCCCUUGACGGUUGCAGGUGGCUCCGUGGGUGAUCUGUGGAGUCCAGUGGAGAAGACAUUCGCCUUCCCACUGUUUGCGAUACCCGCAUUUGGUGGACCAGUUCUUGGUCCUGUGAUAGGUGCAUACAUUGGCUACGAGCAAGACAUCAACUGGAGAUGGACGGAAUGGAUAACGCUUAUUCUGAUUGGAGUUACUUUUACACUUAUCUUGCUCUGCAAAAGAGAGUCAUUCGCACCUCGCCUACUGCACUACAAAGCACAGCACUUCCGGAAACUUACAGGCAAUCAACAGUUCAAGACCGCGACUGAAGCAUCGCAUGGCUCCAUCGGUGAGCUCUUGUCUAGGUCUUUCACUCGGCCUUUUCUUCUCUGCACACAGCCGAUUGUAGUGGCUUUUACACUUUAUUUGAUGAUUGUUUACAUCAUUUUGUUUACGUUUCUAGACGGUUACCCUUACAUCUUUGCGGAAACCUUUGGUAUAAAUGAGGGACUAUCCAAUAUUUGCUUCGUUGGAUUGUUCAUCGGAAUCGCCCUUUCGGCGCUCCUUGUUCCAAUAGCCUACCACAAGACUGUGCGACAACUUAAGGAAGAUGGAGACGAUGGAUCUGGCAAGACCAUACAUCGCGAAUCGAGAUUGUUCUUUGCCAUGAUUGGAGCGCCUACACUACCUAUCGGACUCUUCUGGAUGGGUUGGACUGACUAUGCUUCUAUUUCAAUAUGGUCACCCUUGGCAGCAUCAUUGCUUGUCGGCUUUAGCAAUAUUUGCAUCUUCAUGUCCGCAUACAUGUACAUCAUUGACAGUUACGAAGCAUAUGCAGCAUCAGCCUUGACAUUUGUCGCCUUGGUCAGAUAUGUUGCAGCUGGUGGCAUGACAGUUGUCGGCAUUCCCAUGUACAGAAACCUGGGGACUCACUGGACCUUGACUUUGCUUGGUAUCAUUAGCGUUCUCGCGCUGCCCAUUCCGUAUGUACUAUACCGCUUCGGACCGAGUCUCCGGAAGCGCAGCAAGUGGGCAGUAUAAGUAGAUUGAGGAGGGACGAUAGCAUUGUUGUUGCGCCCUAUCAGACUGUAUAGAAGCAAUGUUUUUUCAAUUCGAUACUGGUGAGCAGAAACAAUGGAAGAAUAGAACGCCUUUGGUUCAUCGUCCAGCUGUACUGCUUCCGGCGACCCACUACCACUAUAAGGGGUGCUUGUUAAUCCUGCUGCUGGUGUUUCGGCGAGAGUUGUCAACUCAACCGCUCCUGAACGUGCCUCCAGAUUCUUAUACAUUAGUCUUUACGACUACUCUACGCGACUACCCUAACCGCAAACAGCACUGGAACGACUCUUCAGACGCGAUGUUGUCUCCAAGUUUGGGAGAGA
Messenger RNA from Alternaria alternata, 2151 nucleotides. RefSeq names its product benomyl/methotrexate resistance protein. The transcript is spliced from 4 exons. The record is from RefSeq and is a predicted model, not a curated record. NCBI's taxonomy places the organism in Eukaryota, Fungi, Ascomycota, Dothideomycetes, Pleosporales, Pleosporaceae. Gene Ontology annotation, biological process: transmembrane transport. Gene Ontology annotation, molecular function: transmembrane transporter activity. The coding region runs from base 194 to 1810 and encodes 538 amino acids.